Vitis vinifera (wine grape) is the source of this 1652-nucleotide messenger RNA. RefSeq lists its product as uncharacterized. Lineage: Eukaryota; Viridiplantae; Streptophyta; Magnoliopsida; Vitales; Vitaceae. The record is from RefSeq and is a predicted model, not a curated record. The coding region runs from base 679 to 1503 and encodes 274 amino acids. Gene Ontology annotation, molecular function: ubiquitin-protein transferase activity; zinc ion binding. The transcript has 7 exons. Gene Ontology annotation, cellular component: membrane. Gene Ontology annotation, biological process: protein ubiquitination.
UCUAUAAAUUGGGCCAUUGGGUUUCUUCAUCUUUACACAACUUUCUUUCUCUCUUAGACAUUGUCUUCAAACACAGCGCUGAGAGAACAAGGUUUCUCUAUUUGGUAUAUACAUAGUUCUUCCUUUUUGUUUCUGUGGUCUUUUUGGCUUAGAAUUUGGUUAUGGUUAUGAUGCUUUUAUAAAUUUAUGAGUUGUAUGUAUGGGUUUUGGGUUUGUUUGGUCGAAGGUGUUCAGGUUGUGGAGGUGUUUGAAAGUAAAAAAUGGUUUUUCUUUUUUUUCGUUUCUUGGAAAUUUGUCCGGGAAACUUCUAGGAAUUUACUGCUUUUUGAGUCUGAGGCUCUGCAUCUGUGUAUUUUGCUUUGAAAAAUGUGAAUUUUCUGAGCAUUACACUCAGUUUGGUACGUGAGAAAAAGUAGAGUUGCUGCACCCCACUUGUGCAAACUGAACAAAGUUGAAGAAUCCAACUUCCUUUUUUUUCUUCUUUUUUUUUUUCUUUCUUUUUUUUUUCGACAAUGGCAUCCUAGGUUGAUUUGAAGAAAUCCAUGGAGAUUUUUAAUGACUUCCUGCGAAAAGUUCAACUUUACAUGACCAUUUCUAUGGAUUGUCUUGAAUUCAAGCUCAUUUAAAUUACUGAAUGCAUUGAUACCGAUUAACUUAAUUAGAUCAGGUCAGAGAAGGAUGGCUGAUCACUUGGCACUCUACUCUAAUCGCCUCAUCACACCCCCUACUUUGGAUCUGAUGCACAAAGAAGAGGAGAAAAGACUAGACGGAGAAGGCUCCUCCCAACAGACAGCUGAGCUCAACUCUAACUGGGCAAUGGACGGAUACAGCUUCUCUGACGAAGAAGAUGGGUUCAGCAUAAAAACUGAAUGUCGCAUUUGUCAGGAAGACGAUCACGUCCAAAACAUGGAGGCCCCUUGUGCUUGUAAUGGAAGCUUAAAGUAUGCCCACAGAAAAUGCAUCCAGAGGUGGUGCAAUGAAAAGAAAAGCAUCGUCUGUGAAAUAUGCCAACAGAUGUAUCAACCUUCUUACACCUGCCCGCCACUCCCAAAUCCACCUACUCGUCUCCGAAAUCAUGCAGCCAUUAAUGUCAGUGAUGAAGAAAGCGAUGAUCAUUUAAAUGAUCAGGGAGGUGACACAGGCAUUAAUGUACUGGAGCCGGAUUGUGCUGAUACAACUGCCCGCAUGACUUCUCUAUGCCAGACGCUACUCCUGAUUGUAACAGCUUCGAUCCUACUGGGGAAUGCUGCUCCCAUCCCGGGACGUAUUCAUGAUGGAUAUGUCUCAUUUUCCACAAAUGGGUUUCUGGGGCGAUUGAUGGAGUUCCUCCUCCCCUCCUAUGCUCUCAUAUGGGCCAUAAGCCUCCUAGUUAAACUAAAACGGAGAUUUGAGGGGAGAAGAAGACUGCCCUUAGAAGCUAUGAGGUUGCAGUCUGGCAGAAGGGAAGUGGAGCUGAGAGAGGAUGACUUGGAUAUUGAAAAUGGGACUCUACACCAUUUCUAAGAUUCAUCCUCGGAUUGAUAGGCAAUAUGUUGUAUGCAUGUAUGAGAAACGAACCUCUCUAAUCUUAUGGGAGUCUUGAAAUAUCAUAGAAUGUGCCUGAAAGUAGAGUGUGGCAGCCACAUAUUUGAGCUGUUUUUUGUCUGUAAAAA